AAGCAAUAUUCUUUGAGGCUAUUAGUCUACGGGGCUUACCGACUUCCUUUAGCAGAGGCCAUAUUGUUGAAGGCUGAGGACUAACACCGGUAAAAUGAUUUCGGCACGAUUGUCUGCUUCUUUGGUUCGACAGCUUCCCAGGGCUGUCAAUAAGGUCUCUAAAUAUGCCCUGGGUGCUGGAAUGGUUGCCGCCAGAAAACUUUCUACAUCACAGCCAAAAUUGGCAGCAGGGGGUUCUGAAGUAUCAUCCAUCUUAGAAGAUAGAAUUUUAGGUCAAGCUCCUGAAGCCAAUCUUGAAGAAACUGGUAGGGUAUUAUCUAUUGGAGAUGGUAUUGCUCGUGUAUAUGGCUUAAAGAAUAUCCAGGCCGAGGAGAUGGUGGAAUUCUCCAGUGGUCUAAAGGGUAUGGCAUUGAAUUUAGAACCUGACAAUGUUGGUGUUGUAGUAUUUGGUAAUGAUAAAUUGAUCAAAGAAGGAGAUAUUGUAAAAAGAACAGGAGCUAUUGUAGAUGUACCAGUUGGUAAUGAAAUUUUAGGAAGAGUUGUAGAUGCUUUAGGUAACCCUAUUGAUGGAAAGGGUCCAAUUGGAACACCAAACCGUGCUCGAGUAGGAGUUAAAGCUCCAGGUAUCAUUCCAAGAACAUCCGUAAAAGAACCUAUGCAGACAGGAAUUAAGGCUGUAGACAGUUUGGUACCAAUUGGUCGAGGUCAACGAGAAUUGAUCAUUGGUGAUCGUCAGACUGGAAAAACCGCCAUUGCUGUAGAUACAAUUAUUAACCAGAAACGUUUUAAUGAAGGAUCGGAUGAGAAAACUAAAUUGUACUGUAUUUACGUAGCUAUUGGUCAGAAGAGAUCAACCGUAGCUCAGUUAGUAAAACGUCUUACUGAUGCAGACGCCAUGAAAUACACCAUUGUUGUCAGUGCUACUGCCUCCGAUGCUGCUCCUCUACAGUACCUUGCACCAUAUUCUGGUUGUGCUAUGGGUGAAUAUUUCCGUGACAAUGGUAUGCAUGCUCUGAUCAUCUAUGAUGAUUUAUCCAAACAGGCUGUGGCUUAUCGUCAAAUGUCCCUUUUACUUCGACGACCCCCAGGACGUGAGGCUUACCCUGGUGAUGUCUUCUACCUCCAUUCUCGUCUUUUGGAAAGAGCUGCUAAGAUGAAUGAAGAUAACAAAGGUGGAUCUCUCACUGCUUUGCCAGUUAUUGAAACCCAGGCUGGUGAUGUAUCCGCUUAUAUUCCUACAAAUGUCAUCUCUAUCACAGACGGACAAAUCUUCUUGGAAACUGAAUUGUUCUACAAAGGUAUCCGACCAGCCAUUAAUGUAGGUUUAUCAGUAAGCAGAGUAGGAUCUGCUGCCCAGACUAAAGCCAUGAAACAGGUUGCUGGUUCCAUGAAAUUGGAAUUGGCUCAAUAUCGUGAAGUUGCUGCUUUCGCUCAGUUCGGUUCAGAUUUAGAUCAAGCUACACAAAAUUUACUCAACAGAGGUGUCAGACUUACAGAACUGCUCAAACAAGGACAAUAUGUUCCAAUGGCCAUUGAAGAGCAAGUAGCAGUCAUCUUUGCUGGUGUCAGAGGUCACUUAGAUAAAUUGGACCCAUCUAAGAUCACAUCAUUUGAGGCUGAGUUUUUGAAACAUCUUAGAAGUAGCCAAACUGACCUUUUGAAAACCAUUGCCACUGAAGGAAAAAUUUCAGACGCUUCAGAAGAAAAAUUAAAAGGAAUUGUAAUAAAUUUCUUAUCGGGAUUCAAUGCAUAACCUGUUAAAAAUCACCAAGACUUUUAGUGCUGUUAUUUUGUGACUGAUAAAAGUAGAUAUAUUUGAAAGUGAAGGAAGAAUGGUCAUUUGAUUAAACGUACCUAUUUUAACAAAAUAGUAAAAUCAAGGGGCCUGCUUUAUAUAAUGAUAUUUAUACGUUUAGUUGUACGUUGACAAAGACCAACAAAAUUAUUGUACAGAUGUUAAUAUUGAUGCGUUUCUUAAUAAAUGCAUUAAACAAGAAA
Molecule: messenger RNA, 1998 nt
Organism: Patella vulgata (common limpet)
Lineage: Eukaryota; Metazoa; Mollusca; Gastropoda; Patellidae
Product: ATP synthase subunit alpha, mitochondrial
Exons: 10
Coding region: 95-1753 (552 amino acids)
Biological process (GO): proton transmembrane transport; proton motive force-driven ATP synthesis
Molecular function (GO): proton-transporting ATP synthase activity, rotational mechanism; ATP binding; ADP binding
Source: RefSeq, a predicted model, not a curated record